UUUGUCGUGACAUCACCUAAGAAUUGUUGAAAAGCUAGUUAUUAUAAUUAUUCCCAUCAUAUUCUCCGGAUAGCUUCAGUGAUAAUCCUUCCAACAAUAGUAGCUUGAGUUUGCACCGAACACGGGCAACGCGUAGCGCCUUUCUAGCCAUUGUACAAUGAAUAGGUGGCGGGAGAACCGUUCCCGAUUUCGUUUAUUUCCGGCGUGGAUACUGCUGGUGCUAGCACAAUGGUGCCUAGCAUCUGUGGCGGCCGAAUCGACCGAUAUCGAGCUGGAUGCAAAGGCUAACAAGAUGCACCAGAUAGAUUCCCUUAAUCUGUUGCUCUACACUUUUCUUCUCACAUUGACCGUGCUAACCAUCUGGUUGUUCAAACACCAUCGUGUUUCCUGGCUGCACGAAACGGGCCUGGCAGUUAUAUACGGACUCAUCGUUGGUGCCAUCAUUCGGUACGCGGGUACCACUACGCCAAUAAUUCACGUUGCCGUCGAACCUGAACCGGACGUCAAGUUUAACCAAAGCCUCCCACCCGACACACUUUGGCUCAAGUUUCCGGGAAUCCUUCCCCACGGAUCCGAUCAGCCAGUGAAAGCCAACAAAACGUAUACAUACAGCUUUCGGGGGGAUCUGGGCAACGCCGAGGAAAACGAGAUCGAUCUUAAAGCUACCUUUGAUCCUGAAAUAUUUUUUAACAUCAUUCUGCCACCGAUAAUCUUUCACGCUGGUUACAGUUUGAAAAGAAAAUACUUUUUCCGGAACCUAGGAGCAAUUUUGAUGUUUGCUAUAAUCGGUACAACGCUGUCGGCAUUUUUGAUCGGAGCCCUAAUGUACGGAUUCGUGCAGCUGAUGCCAAAGCUCAAAUCAAGCUUCACGUUCCUGGAUACGCUCUAUUUCGGGGCACUGAUUUCCCCGACCGACCCUCUGACGAUUUUAGCCAUCUUUAGCGACAAGCAUGUCGACGUCAAUCUCUAUGCACUUGUUUUCGGAGAGAGUGUACUCAACGAUGCAGUGGCCAUUGUACUCAGUGGAGCUAUACAAAAUUACGGUGAACACUACUCGAGCAAUGGAGAGUUCGAAGGGCAUGCAUUUCUUCGUUCGUUGGGCGAUUUCUUCAGCGUGUUCGCUUUCUCUCUAUUGAUCGGUGCCUCGAUGGGCUGCGUUACAGCUAUGAUGACUAAAUUCACACGGAUACGAGAUUUCCCGCUGCUAGAAUCUGCUCUCUUUGUGCUAAUGUCAUAUAGUACGUUUUUGAUUGCGGAAGCCGCGGAGUUGACAGGUGUCGUAGCGGUACUCUUUUGUGGAAUUUGUCAAGCUCAUUAUACAUACAACAACCUGUCGGAUGACUCUCGAAUACGAACGAAACAAAUAUUCGAGCUACUCAACUUUCUGGCGGAGAACUUUAUCUUUUCGUACAUAGGCGUAUCAAUGUUUACUUUUCCAAAACAUCACUUCGAUCCUUUGUUCAUCUUUACCGGUUUUAUGUGUGCGGCCAUAGGGCGUGCUGUUAACAUUUAUCCACUAUCCGCUCUACUAAAUAUUGCUAGAAAGCCAAAGAUAUCGUGGAAUUUUCAGCAUAUGCUGUUCUUCGCCGGGUUGCGUGGUGCAAUGUCGUUUGCGCUUGCUAUCAGAAAUACAGUGUCCGAUGCGCGACACGCCAUGUUAACGACGACGUCCCUAAUUGUGAUUACCACUGUGAUUAUUCAAGGCGGUGCUUCAAAUUUUCUGUUAAAUUGGUUAAAAAUUCCUGUUGGAGUAGAUGAUGAAACUGAGGUGUUACCUUUCCAAGGAGUGCGUAGCGUGUAUAAUUCGAUGGAAAAUACUGUCGGGUCGCUCGAUAUCGGUUUGAACCUCAGUCAGCUCCAAGUUAAUAGGAGAGAAAGUUCCUUGGAUCUUGAAAAUCCCGAUAGUGAGGGGGCUACUACUCCUGGCGGAACCAGAAGAGGACAUGAGAAAGCUGUUCUAGCUAGAUUGUGGGGAAAUUUCGACACAAGGUACAUGAAGCCACUGCUGACACAUUCUCGGCCAACAUUGUUGGAAACUUUGCCAGUUUGCUUGAGUCCUUUAGCUCGACUACUAACUACAACUGAACAAUUGACUCAGGAUGGCCCAACUCGCCGAGCGGAUUCCGACUCGGACUUGUGCAUCGACCAAGAUGACCAUGGUAGUGGGUCGACGGAUGGCACCGUCCGUCGUAACUCUAUCAAUCGCCAACACCGUGACGUGGCACGAGAUGCAAACGAUGCCAUCGGCGUGUUGAACAGUUUGGGAUCAAAUUUCAUGUAGUUCUGUCUCCGGUUUGUACCAUUGCCAUCCCAGCGAUGCGUAAUUUUUAUGUAAAGGAUACUUUCUUAGUUGUGUCGGGUUAUAUUUUGCAUGCUUGCCGCUAUUUCGGUUAUCGAACUAAUCUAUUGAUUAACUAAUUGACAAGCCAACGAACAGUACGUUCGACCCGUUACUUUUGUUUUUUUAUACUUUUUUUUUUAUUUCAAUCGAUUUAUCUCACCUGAUCGAAUAUUGUUUUUAGCGAAAACAAGGCGCUUAAAAUACAUGCUGAGUGGUCCGCUGCCCCCUUGCUGUAGAGCAACUCUGUGAAGAAAAAGCGAAAAUGUGCCUAACCAAAAUUACCGCAUUACCACAUGGUUUGCCAUAUGUUUCCUUCGUAUUAGUUACUUAGUUUACUUUAUAGUUGAACAUUUUAUAUGUUAUUUAGUUUAUAUUUUAAAUUAAUUAUAAGAUUAUGGGUUGGGUCAAAGUUAUCUCUGUGAGUUGUUCCUGUGAAAUAAAUAAUUCUAUUGGAGUUUAAAAACAUAAUAAAUCGUAACUCAACAUGUGGUAUGAGCAAAGUAUCAAGUGAAACAGGACAGAUCUCUGAUCAUUGCGACUGGAAAAGGGCACAAAAAUGUGCAUGUAAUUGGAUACGUCCAAGAAAGCUUCUAGCGUUAGCGAUAGGUCGCUUCAAAUAUUUAUGAUUUCAACCGCAUAAUUGGAAACAAUCUCAUGCUUUGUGUCAAUGUUCCUUUCUCAAUUUGAACAAAGGUACAACUACAAAGAGACAUUCAGGUUCGAUCGGAACAUCUCUGUUAAUGUUUAUCAGAUUUUACUUUAUAAUUCCUUGUUAUGUCUGCUCUACUAAAUUAAUGCGAACCGUGAAAUGCAAAUACAGUGAAUAUUUUGUGCGUACGCCUGGGUAGCUGAUUAUUGUCGGUGUACUUAGAGUAUAUAGAAGUAAAAUUUUAAUUGAAAUGUUCACUUAUAAAACAAAGAAAAGGAACGUAUAACGGCAGCAAAUACGCUGGAGUUUUAGAGCAUGGUUAACAAUGAAAAAUGAAUGACUACGUUAACUAGUAGCGUUGAAAACUGUUUCUUAUGAAAUAAUUAGCAAAAAAUGUUUCACAAUACCGAUCGAAUUACCUACAUUGUCCGAAAGAUUGCGUCAUUCUGGAGCUGUUAGGUUACAUUCUUUCUUUAUUUUACAAAGUGAUGUGUAGGCAAUCAAAAAAGAGACUAAUGUAGGUAAAAUGUCACGACCAUAAGUUGUAGGUUUAGUCAGCAAGAUAAUAAAUGGUGCUUGGUGAAGAUCCUGCGAAAAGUGUACAGUGGCGCAUGGAAAAUUCAAUGUAAAAUGAAAUACAAUGAUAUUAUAUUA
Anopheles cruzii is the source of this 3644-nucleotide messenger RNA. RefSeq names its product sodium/hydrogen exchanger 7 (gene Nhe3). Gene Ontology annotation, biological process: proton transmembrane transport; sodium ion transport; regulation of pH. The transcript has 14 exons. The coding region runs from base 158 to 2281 and encodes 707 amino acids. NCBI's taxonomy places the organism in Eukaryota, Metazoa, Arthropoda, Insecta, Diptera, Culicidae. The record is from RefSeq and is a predicted model, not a curated record. Gene Ontology annotation, cellular component: membrane; recycling endosome. Gene Ontology annotation, molecular function: sodium:proton antiporter activity.